UUAUAAAGAUGGUUAUCAUGGGACAUGGGCUUUCAAUUGGUAGCUAUUUGAUUGGCCGUCCCCUCUUUCACCACAAUUCAUUGAGGGAAAUCUUUCACCACAUUUUCGGGAGUGACAAAUAAAUUGUAAUCUUUGCUUUGGUUCAUUUAAUUUUAGGGUUAGAAAUAAAAAAACAAUAAAUAUUGGCUUACAUCCUUAAACACUACUUAAACACUACCUUAUUUUUAGGAGUUAUAAUGACCCACUUCUUCAUUAUCACUUUAUAUAUUGUUUUAUAAUUAAUUUUUAAUACUUCUAGUUUAAUCAGGAAAACAUAGGUCUUUUAAUAUUAACCUCUCUCACUUCUCUCUGACGUACUAAUUUCUUCUGAUCAUCUCCUCCGAUUCUUCCGAUCAUCUCUUCCAACUAUCAGGAUAAUGGAUUCCGAGUUUGAGAAUCAGUGUCUAGGACAAGAAGAAAAUGAAGAGUACGAGAAAACAGAGUCAUCGUCAGUGCAAGAGAAAAAUAAUGAUGGCGAAACCACUAAACAACUCUCACCUCCGGAGAUGCAAAGGUCGCCCUCCAGUGAAGAGGAAGCAGUCUAAGGUGGAUACAAUUGUAAAAAAUCUGAGGAAGAAGCCCAAAACCGGUGGGAAAAAAAAUUGCAAAAAAACAAAUUUAAUAGAUCUGAAUGUACCAAGUGAAGAGCUCAUGUCAUACUUGCCAAAUGGUGGUAUAAUGCAGGACGAUAACGAUGCUGAAGUCAGGGAACUUGUUCCUGAUGAGACUUUUAAAUCUGCAAUAGAAGAGACGUCUGCCCAGGAUUUAUAAAAGUUUUAAUAGAUUGUUUCAUAGUUAAAUUGGAAGAAGACUAUAGCUUACUAUUUGUAUCAGCAAUACAUUUGCAUUUCUUUGUAAUAGGUGCUGAUUUCUUAGAGUUUUUAUUUAUAUUUUUGUAGUUCUUUGAUUGCAAACAUAAUGCAGAAUAAAUUUUAUUUUAGUUGUGAUU
Messenger RNA from Daucus carota subsp. sativus, 988 nucleotides. RefSeq lists its product as uncharacterized. The record is from RefSeq and is a predicted model, not a curated record. The transcript has 5 exons. The coding region runs from base 460 to 810 and encodes 116 amino acids. Lineage: Eukaryota; Viridiplantae; Streptophyta; Magnoliopsida; Apiales; Apiaceae.